Trifolium pratense (red clover) is the source of this 4362-nucleotide messenger RNA. RefSeq names its product kinesin-like protein KIN-7E. Gene Ontology annotation, biological process: microtubule-based movement. The record is from RefSeq and is a predicted model, not a curated record. Gene Ontology annotation, molecular function: microtubule binding; ATP binding; microtubule motor activity. The transcript has 12 exons. NCBI's taxonomy places the organism in Eukaryota, Viridiplantae, Streptophyta, Magnoliopsida, Fabales, Fabaceae. Bases 508 to 3675 code for a protein of 1055 amino acids.
GGGAAGAAUCCAAAGUUCAUGUUUUGACAACGAAGGAAUAGGGAGAUACUCACAGUGAACUUGUAAGAAACUGAAACAACCCCUCGGAAUUCCCUCAAAUCACAAGGGCAAAAUAGUAAAUCAGUUAAACUUUACAUUUAGCGGGCGAAACGGUUUCAUAUUUUUCGCGGUGGUUGCGGAAUCCAUAGCCUAUACCCCAUAACCCGCUUCAUCUCAUUCUCCACUCCGUUAUCUCUCUCUCUCCGGUCACCACCGGCGGCCACCGAGACAGAGAAAACGGUAUCACACAUUUUCCCCUUUAUCUUCCAAUUCAAUCACAAAAGCGAUCGUUGCUUUGCUUUACAGAUUAUCUAAAUUCUCGCGUUUAUUUUCACAUAGCGAAACGUUGAAGAAACGAAAUGGAUAAAAGAGGUGUUAUUAUUGUUGCAACGAUUGCGAAUUUGUUGAUUUUCGAAUUGGUGUUUUGAUUGUGGCUUGUGAAAGAUUAGAAAAACGACGACGUCCGUAAUGGAAGUCGUAGUAGAGGAACAAGGAAACACAGUUCCUCAGAAUAAUGGCCAGGAAGAGAAAAUCUAUGUUGCGAUUCGAGUAAGGCCUUUGAACGAAAGAGAAAAAUCGAGGAAUGAUGUGUCAGAAUGGGAAUGUAUUUCUCAUAAUGCUAUCAGAUUCAAGAACAAUGGCCAUGCAGAACAACGAGAUACAUACGCAUUUGAUAGGGUAUUUGGGGAAAAAUGUCCUACUAAGCAGGUUUAUGAGCAAGGGAUUAAGGAAGUUGCCCUUUCAGUAGUUAGGGGUAUCAAUUGUAGCAUUUUCGCGUACGGUCAAACAAGUAGUGGAAAGACAUACACUAUGACUGGAAUUACUGAACUUGCAGUGAAGGAUAUAUAUGAAUACAUAGAGAAGCAUAAAGAAAGGGAAUUUGUUUUGAAGUUCUCUGCCUUGGAAAUAUAUAAUGAAGCUGUGAGAGACCUUCUCAAUUCGAAUGCUACCACACUAAGACUCCUAGAUGAUCCAGAGAAAGGGACUAUUGUUGAGAAACUUACUGAGGAGACUCUGACAGAGAGAAGUCGGUUGCAGCAACUUAUUUCAAAAUGUGCAGCUGAAAGGACAACGGAAGAGACUGCCAUGAAUGAAACAAGCUCCAGAUCUCAUCAAAUUCUUCGACUGGUAUUCACUUUAUUACAAAGUUACUUAAUAAUUGAGAUUAAUAUUUCGUAUUUUAUUCCUGAAGUUUCCCAAAACGAUGAGCUUAUGAUUGGUUUUCUUCAGACAGUUGAAAGCAACCCUAGUGAUUUUGUAGGCACUGCAAGAUCUGGGGCUGUUUUUGCCAGUGUGAAUUUUGUUGAUCUAGCAGGAAGUGAACGUGCUUCUCAAACAUUAUCAGCAGGAACAAGAUUGAGAGAAGGUAGCCACAUAAAUCGCAGUUUACUGACCCUCGGAACUGUAAUCAGGAAACUAAGCAAAGAAAGAAAUGGGCACAUUCCUUACAGAGACUCAAAGCUUACUCGCAUUCUGCAGAACUCUUUAGGAGGCAAUGCCAGAACAGCCGUCAUUUGUACAAUUAGUCCUGCACGCAGCCAGGUUGAGCAAUCAAAAAAUACUCUAUUUUUUGCUGGUUGCGCAAAACAGGUGACUACUAAUGCUCGGGUGAACAUCGUGAUGUCAGACAAGGUUUUGGUAAAGCAACUACAAAAGGAAUUGGCUAGAAUGGAGAAAGAGUUGAAGAGCUUAAAUACCACCAUACUUAAGGAAAGGGAACUUCAGAUUGAACAGAUGGAUAAGGAGAUCAAAGAACUGACUCGGCAACGCGAUCUCUUUCAGAACUUGCUCCAGUCAGUUGGGAAAGAUCAGGCUAUAAGAGUAGAUCGAGAUAGGGCAUUACAAUGGUCAGGUGUUGCUAAUGAUCCUAGUUCAGUUACAGACAUCGUUUGUGAGAAUCUUGAAAGAUCAACAUCCAGUUCAUCUACUUCUAGCGAGCACCUUUUCAAGCAAUCUACGAAUUCUGAAGAUAACUUUCUCUUGGAUGGUUGUCCUCCUACAUUUGUUGGGCCUGACCCAUGUCAAGGUUGGGAAGAGAUGGGUAAAAGAUCUGAAUCUGAAAAUAACUGCAAUGAAGUACCGGGUGUUGAAAUAAAAGAAGUGGAUACAGAGCACAAAACAGAUAAUAAUAUGUCCGUUCCUGUUUUUGAAGAAAGUGAAGGAAAUUCACCCAUGAUUCAAUUUGUGGACGUAGAUGAUAAAUCAUCCUCAGGGAAUGGGCAUAGCGAUCAAGAUUCUCCUCAUCAUAAAACCGAAGACAUUAAAGGGAUCAACAACCAUCUUGUAGACCUCUCCGAGAAAUCUAAUGACUCAUUUGAGUCCAAAACUUGUUCCUUGGCUGCCAUGUCUCCUCCUCAGGUAAAUAAGGUGGAUCGGGAAAAUUCACCACAUCCUCAGUUCGGUAAGUUGGAGCAAAAUGUUGAAUCAUCCUCAGAGAAUGGGCAUAGCGAUCAAGAUGCUCCUCAUAAAAAAACUGAGGGCAUUAUAAGCACCAACAACAAUCUUGUGGACCUCUCCAAGAAAUCUAAUGACUCGUUUGAAUCUGAACCUCGUUGCUUGGCUUCCAUUUCUCCUCCUCGGGUAGAUAAGGUGGAUCACGAAAAUUCACCGCAUCCUCUGUUCCAUAAGUUGGAGCAGAAUGUGUCACCUCCUUCGUUUACUAACCUAGAUCAGGAACCCACAUUACCUGAUCAAGAAGAGCUUAAAACUAUGUCACCUCGUCAACUUGAUGAUUUUGAACAAGUAUCCUUCAAAUCACCAGCUAGUGUCGAAAAGGAAUACUCUACUAGUUUAGUAUACUUUCCUGAGAAGCUAUCUGAACCGAAGUUACGUACCAAAAGAAGAAAAUCUUCUAGAAAAUCUUCUCUAAUUCACGAGAUGAAUGCUUCAGUGGAAGAUGUGGAAUCUGUUAUGGAUUCUGAUAUGGAGGAAACUUCCAGCGUCCUUAAUUUUGUUGUAAGAAUGAACCAAAGGGCUAAGUCAAAAUCAGCAGACAUUGAUGAUUAUCCUAUGGUACCUGUUAGGACGCCUCGAACCAAUAAAAAUAUGAACAGAGAAAAAGGUCUCAGUUUCCCCGGAGUUUGGGGAUCUUUAAUACCCACUAAAUUUGAGAUGCAACAGAGAGAUAUAGUCGAACUUUGGGACGCAUGCCAUGUGCCACUGGUACAUAGAUCCUAUUUUUUCCUUCUAAUCAAAGGUGAACUAUCGGAUUCUGUGUACUUGGAUAUAGAGCUCAGACGAUUGUCCUUUUUAAAGGACGCAUUUUCUAGUGGAAAUUACAUUACAGGAGAAGGUCUUGACGUCACACCUAAUUCAAGCCUCACGUCUCUGACUCAUGAGAGGAAAAUGCUCAGUAAGCAAGUGCAUAAGAAGUUUUCGAGGAGGGGAAGAGAGGAAUUAUAUCUGAGGUGGGGUAUUGAUUUGAACACUAAGCACAGAAGUAUGCAAUUGGCAUGGCUCGUAUGGUCGGAUACAAGAGAUUUGAACCACAUUAGAGAAAGUGCUGCACUUGUUGGGAAGCUUGUUGGUUUUAUAAACACGGGUGAGGCCUCAAAGAAAACUUUUGGACUUGGCUUCUUAACCCGACUUAAGAGCAUGGGAUCCCCUAAUUGGAAUGACACAAUGUCUACUCUUUAAAGCUAGCUUGAGACAUUUCAGCAGUUUAAAUUCAGGCUUAUUUUUGCUGCUUGUUGUGUCAUAUGAGAAUGAGAAAAACUGUUCGUCGAACCUCAUGCUUAAUACCCAAGCCAAGAUCAGUAAAAAAAAAACAGUCGGGAAACAAACAAAAGCAAAAUAGAAUUUUUGUGCAAAUAAAUCUGGAAAUGAUAUAUCUCAGUUCCACUAUAAAGUAUUUGCUCGAUCAAAUAACCUACGAUUUCCCGGUAAGAGCCGAGAAUAACUGCACUUGACAUAGAUGCAAUUGUCAAAGUGACGACAUAUAUUUUGGACACAGAAUAUUGUGCAACACAUCUGGUUUUUUAUCCCCAGUCACUGUAAAUUCCAUUUUUUAUAUUAAUUUGUUAUUUCAGUGAGAAAACAUUGCUCAGUUGUUGUUUGUAUAGAAAGAUGUUCUAUUUGUUUAUUAAAUAAUAGUAUUGUUGUAAAUUUUAAUCACAACAAAAAUACUACUUAUGAUCUAAAAAUUGAGUGAUACGGCAGGAGGAUACGAGCUAUGAUGUCAGCAAGACAGCCACAGGAAAAAGCCACCAAACAGAACAGUAAAAGAUUACUAGUAAGUAGAUACAUACAGUACAUUACAUCCACUUCCAUUCCAUUAUUGUCGGGUAAGACUGUAAAACCCGUAUCCACCAGUAGAUAUCCAAA